AUGUCGACUAGACAACGGAUCCGAGAUAUCAUCAACCUCGCCAAAGAACAUAUUUCAGCGCUAUCAGGCAAAUACCGCAUCACGCCUGCUGAUUUUGAUCAGCUGUAUCAACUGUACCAAAAAGACACCUCGGCAAAGGGACUCUAUGAAUUCAUCGUUGACCAUCCCAUCACGCAUGCCAUAGCAGGAAAGCUGAACAACCAACCUAUCGACGUACUCGCAACCAUGGUUAAUAAGACAGUAGAGGUUUGCCAAGCUGAACUCGACGCUGAGAUCGAGAUGCACCAGGCUGCAGAAGUGACAGCCGCGGCAGCUCGAGCAAAGGCAAUGGCCGAGGCUAGAAGUGUGAGCCAGCACACUCUGAAGGGCGACAAGUCGUUGCAAAGCAGCUACGCAGAUAGCAAAAUGGAGAUGGAAAGCAUAUCUUCUGAGACAAUCCUGGGAUGA
Daldinia childiae is the source of this 447-nucleotide messenger RNA. RefSeq lists its product as uncharacterized. Lineage: Eukaryota; Fungi; Ascomycota; Sordariomycetes; Xylariales; Hypoxylaceae. The coding region runs from base 1 to 447 and encodes 148 amino acids. The transcript is spliced from 3 exons. The record is from RefSeq and is a predicted model, not a curated record.